Messenger RNA from Oryzias latipes (Japanese medaka), 2361 nucleotides. Lineage: Eukaryota; Metazoa; Chordata; Actinopteri; Beloniformes; Adrianichthyidae. The record is from RefSeq and is a predicted model, not a curated record.
AAUGCUCCCUUCCUUUGGAUCUGCAAUGCUUCGUCUGGUAGCUAUUGAUGCUAUUUGAUUUGAGAGGAUCAAGCAGCUUUUGUUGUUUUAUUUUUCUGGUAUUGAGCUAAAACAGAACCACAGCAUCAUAAAUUAUGGACAAAAUGAUCGGAACUGACAGCACUCGACUACUAUCUUUCCCUCCCUCUAUAGAUUAUACCUGUCCCGAUAAGCCGGUGUUCACUCCGUCCUCACUGGUGGUGAAGUAUGGAGAUCCAGCCUUUGCCACGUGUGUAGCAUGCCAGUCUGACUGUGAUGAAAGUCUCGCUAAUUUGGAAGCCUCUGGAUAUAAAGAAAAAAAUGGAAGCACAUUAAAGUGGAAAGUUAGCAGCUUGACUGAAUGGAAGAGUGAUCCCAUCUGCUAUUAUAUUGAUCACAAUGGAACUCAGUGUUGUAGCACACUGAAGGUCACUCUGUACCAAAUGCCAACAAACGUGUCCAUCUCUGUUUUAAACCAUUCUGGGCCAAUGCUUGAGAAGAGUCAGUACAACCUUGUGUGUGAAGUAGGGGAUGUGGCUCCUGCUGAGAACCUGACUGUGACCUUCUACAGAGGACAGACAGAACUAGGCAAAGCACAGUACUCCAGAACAACUUCAAGGAAACCAGAGAAUGGCUCCUUCAGUCUCAGCCUUAACGCCACCAAAGAAGAUGAUGGAGCCCAGUUCUCAUGUGGAGCCAAGCUGGAACUAGGACCUGAAGGACCACAGCGCCCCUUAGUGGUCAGGUCACAGAGUCUCACUGCAACAGUCCACUAUGGUCCUGACCUGCAGGCAACAGUUAAUCCAGAUCAGAUCACAGUCAAGGAAAAAGGAACUCUCCGUCUGAACUGCUCGGCUGUGGGAAACCCCAACCCCUCAUACAUCUGGACUCUUCCAUUCAGGGGCCCUCACUUUAAUGACGGAGUUCUAACCAUUGAAACUGCAAGUUCUCAGCAUGAAGGGCAGUACAAUUGCACUGUCAGCAACAGUGUCAAGACAGUCAGUGUGCUUUUUAACGUGAAAGUCCAAAGUUUGGAGGCCACCUCCUCUGCGGCCCCUCAAGCAGACUCAAGCUUCACAACAGCUAGAAGCACUGUGACGACUCCUUCUGGACCAACAAGUGAUGUCACACCACAGUUCAGUUUACAGGUUCAUCAAAUCAUUCUGUGUUCUGUGAUUUUUGUCUCUUUACAGGCUUCAGCUUAUAGUUUGUAAACUGCUAACCCACAGGAGUGGAUUUACCACUAGCCAGAAUGCCUGUUGCCCCCAACACUUUGGGGCCCCUGAGCUGAGCACUUAACACAUACGGUAUAUGUAUGUAUAAAAUAAUGUCCACGCCUAUUACUAUUUAAAGUCCCACUCCAAUCAUCUUUUGACCUAUGGUAAAAGUGUUCCCAGUGGUCCUUUUAUGUUGUUUUUAGUCAAAAUAGAAAAAAAACUCUGUUGUUUUCUAGUUUCUGCAGAGCAGCAUUAGUUAAUUAGAAAUUCUGAGUUGUAGAUGGGACCAUUGGGGCAGAUUAACCCUGCCCACAUUUUCCAUCAUCCCUUUUGCAUCCCUUUGGAUUUUUGACACUGAUGCUAUCUAAAAGUGGCUAAUGAAGAAGGUCUUGGAUUUAAAAAAUGAUUAAUACAACCACUGCUGAGGGCCCCGUGUAAUUGUUCGCCUGGGGCCCCCAAACUACCAAGUCUGCCACUGCUAACACAUGUGUAAUGGAGGAUUAAGUACUUAACCUUAUGUUGAUGCCUAACCACUGGAAGGGAUCCUCCCUGACACCUGUGUGCUACGGUAAAACUCUGCUGACAUGGGUAAACUUUUAGAAGAAACAUAGUGUUUUGGUUUUGGGAUUAUUAGUGAGUCAUAAACUUUGAAAUGAUUCCUUCAAGAAAGAUAAGUUCUGGCAAAAUGUGAACAAAAUAACCUUCUUUCUUCCUACUUGAUGUCUUAACUGUUCCACCUGGUCUUGCACUGCUGACAUGCAACUUUCAGUUCAUAAAAGUUGAUGACUUCAUUUGAAGAAAAAAGCAGAAACCACGUUGUAAACUUUGUUUUUUGCUGCUCAAAUGUUAAACCUUUUUUUUCCCUUUUCUUAAAGUUUACAGAAAGAUUGUCUUGAAACUUUAUUCUAGUAACUCCAUCCGAAGCUUCUCAUAAAUAUCCGACAUUUUAAAUGCAAAAGAAGGAGAGACUGAUACUGAUGAGAUCCCAUUCGUCCCUGGCUCAUCAGCUGUAGCAAAGGAAGCAGCUUUUUGAGUUUUAAAAAAGGGGGGGGAGGCAUUUAAAAUAAAACUUUUGUGCAUUUAUGAAUGAGCUUUAAUGCUGGAAUUUUUAAAAGAGAAUUUAGAA